This is a messenger RNA of Cydia pomonella (codling moth), 3914 nucleotides long. RefSeq lists its product as uncharacterized. The transcript has 2 exons. The record is from RefSeq and is a predicted model, not a curated record. NCBI's taxonomy places the organism in Eukaryota, Metazoa, Arthropoda, Insecta, Lepidoptera, Tortricidae. The coding region runs from base 1962 to 3341 and encodes 459 amino acids. Gene Ontology annotation, molecular function: ATP binding.
GCGUGUUGAUUUCUUGUAGAUCGCAAUGAAUUGAUACCCUGGACAAUUUGACUAGUCUUGUUUAAUUUUUUUUUCAUGAUUGCCCAGUAGUUUUUGAUAGAUUGAAAUUGGGGACAAUUCGGAGGAUUCAUCUCGCGGGGUAUGUAAUUGGCCUGAUUAUUAGCAUAUCAUACUUACCAAAACUUUUUUUGAGUAGUGGUAGCUGGCUAAAUCUGGCCAACAUUUCACCGGACCGCAAUUAUAAAUUCCUUCCCAUAUCGUAUGUUUUUAUGCGAAGUUGUCAAGUUUCACGAACUUACAUUUUUCGGGUAGGUACAUUACCUCUAUAAUUCGCCAUAUAAAACUUCGAACCGAGUAGUUGAUUAAAAUCGACUUUUACAGUCUUGUCGUCCAAUACCUUCGAAUUUUGUCAAUACUGGGUCGUAUAAUAGUCGAACUAGUGUUUUAGCGUGUCGGAUCUGUUUAGCAGUCCGAUUCGGCUGUUUUAUUGCUCGAUAGCCCUUAUAGCCCUUGGGACUUUUUCUCCAAAAUCAUGUUAUUUGUCCCUGACCUCUGAUUAGUUUGUAUUUUCCUGUCGGCUGAGAGAGUCUCCUUGUAACGUUUUAUGACCCUACAAAUACUAGCUUUUAGCAUCUUAAGCGACUUAGCUGUCUUCGUCCGGGAUCGAUAAGAAUUUUCGAAGUAUUUGUGCACGAUCAAUCUCCUUUUCUCAAUUUUCAUGGCCAAAAACUUUAAAAUAUAGCGUUCGAAAAUCAUCUAUCUCUUUCAUAACCAAUGGCACUGUCUCAGGCCUAUUUGUUAUACAUAGUAGGUAUAGCUGUGUCCCUACUUAAAUACCUACGUAAGUAAAACUUACAAGUGUAUUUUUGCCCGAUGUCAGGCCCGAGCAAGUGUAUGUUUCCGUUUCACCAAAUAUCAGUACAUCUUCUACAAUAUUUGACAAGUAAAAAAUACUUUGUCUCAAAUUACCAAAAAUGUUCAAUACUUGUUUUUUUUUUCUACUUUUGGACUUGAGGGCGGUAUUGCCCGUAGCAUGUAGCCAACAUCAAGUAAAAGGGUGGAAAAUUAAACGCGGAAAGGAAAAAAGGAUAUUCGGAAUUUAGAAAAAGUAUUUUUGCAAUCAAUGUUUGAUGGUUUCGUUCCAAAAUUAUGUCCGACGUUACGAUAAAAUGCAGGUGCGGGCAAAAUACCAAUUUGUGAAGUUUGGAGGCUUUUUUAUUUAUAUAGAUAAAUAAAUUUAAAAUUGGUGAUUACCUAAAUUGGAGAUUGACGCCAAUUUCUUUUCUAAUCAAAUCGGUCGAUUUGAUCAUCCCGUCUGGUCUGUAAUGUCUGGAGUGCAAUAUUGUUCCGUUUUGACACAUUAUGUAGAAUUACCUCCAUGAAUUUAAAUAUUUUUGGUAAAUAACAAAAUUAAACAAUAAGUAUUAAAACUUGUGCAAGUUUCUUUCACCUGUUAUGGAACGAUCCCUUGAUACGAACACCAAGGGGAAUACCCCACGAAGUGAAUUUACAACAAGGACCUUUAACUCAAACUGGAUGUGCCGUGCAAUGGCGUUAUUCAUAAAUAUCUGUGAAAUCUUAAAAGCCAUAGAUAAUCGUUUGAAGCUACUUUCAAGAGCAUCAACUCACAGAAAGAUAUGCAAACCGGUGUUUAGAAGUCUACCAAUCUGAUUGGUUGACUUCUAAACACGGCGCGAUAUAGACCUUAAAUGACGUCAUUUAAGGCCUACAUCGCGCCUCAAUAGAAUUACUUAAACGUGACAUCUAGCUUGAAAUAAGGUCCUUGUUUUACGUGUAGGGUUUAGCCCAAGAGGCUGCAUACAUCUAUCUCAUUGGCAGAUUGGUUCGGAUUCCAGAAGCCCGCCGUUCUAUAGAGGAUCUCAACUUGGCUAGUACGAUCGGGCAUACAAGUACCUACAGAUCUGCUAGAGAAAUAAAACGUAUUACAAGAAAAAAGAAAAAUGUUUAACCGCAAUCGCAAUCGCAAGUUAUUUUGCUUUGACGAGAUCGAAGAUGCACUCGAUGAGAUCCGUGGCGAACGAAACCGCGACGCCCGAAGUAGAGGCAAUGCCAACCUUAACUUUAAACCUAACUAUCAGGCGGGACAAAGCAACGCAGACAGGGCAAUCAACGCCAUGAUAGAAAUCCGAAGCCUAUGGGACUAUGUCUCAGAAGAAGCAAAGAAAAAUUACUCCAAUAUGUAUUCAAUGUUGUCAGUUCCCUUAAGCGACAAGUUGGUGCUUGAAUGUCAAAGACAUAAAGAAAAGUAUGCGGUGUAUGAUAGAAUAUCACGAAAGUGGUUAAUAAAAAAAAAAGAACCAGAAUACGAAUAUUGUUAUGAUGGAGAAGAUUUUAUAGAAUUCAUAUUCGCUGUUAAGUCAGUCAGGCCUACUAAGAGGUUCUUAUUAGUGGGGAAAUAUACGGUUUUAAGGCAGGAGCCAAACUUAUUGAGGAUGACGAGACUUGCUCCAUCAAUGUUCGGUGCGUUUACAUUGCCAGCUCUGAAGCUUAUAGUGGGAGUUCCCGGCUGCGGGAAGACAACGCAUAUCAUUAAAAAUCAUCGACCCGGUAGCCUGGUGCUGACGUCUUGCGCUGAGGGCGCCGAGGAUAUCCGUGCCCGCAUGGCAGUCUUGAGACAUUCCGCAGACCCAGACGAUUUCAGGGGCUCAUACAGAACCAUCGAUUCCUAUUUACUGCACAGCCGUGACAGUUACGGCACCGUAUGGAUGGACGAGGCGCUCAUGGAACACCCCGGCAAGCUGUUCUUAGUGUGCUUAUUCAGCCGCUGCCACACCAUGUACAUGCUGGGUGACCCGAAUCAGCUCGGAUACAUUAACAGACUAGACUCGGUUAACCUGCUGUAUGAUAAAUCAUCAACCUUUUUUAAAGGCACGGACACGUUGAACAUUUCGUACAGAUGCCCCGUGGACGUGAUGGCUGUCUUGUCUAGCAAGUACGAGGGCGGAGCGUAUUCCACGUCGGAGAUCUCGCGAAGUAUGAAGUGCGAAAAGUUCAUUGGGCUCGAAUGUGUGCCUAAAUCGAAGAAAAUCAAAUAUCUUGUGUUUAAACAGGCCGAGAAGCAGAAAAUGAAGAAAGAGAAAUACAAUGUGUCCACCAUACACGAGUUUCAGGGCAAGGAGGCGGAGCAUGUGGUGAUAGUGAGGAUGUCUCGUAAUGUGGAGGAGUCGUUGUACAAGUCGGCUCCGCACAUGCUGGUGGGUAUAUCGCGGCACAAGAAGUCCCUCGUGUAUUACACGCCGGUGGCAGAUGACUUGAAAAAGCUUAUAGAGACGCCGCUGACGCUCAACGAUCUUAAUAGAAUUAAAAAAGUUGCAAAAUAAAGCAACACGCGUCCAGUAUUUUCAGCACUAUAUUAUCAUCUUUUCAAUUAUGCCCAUAAAAUAUAUUCUUAUAAAAAAAUCGAAUUUAAACUUUAAUUAAUUACUAGUAAUGUUAAAAAUCAUUUAAAUGAGAACUAAAUUGUACACCGAGCGUAGUUGUUAUUCUAUUAAAUAAGUACAUUUUUAUUGAACCAAUUUAGUCUUUUCGAUUUCUUUGCCUUUCAUACAUCCUUUUUGCACAUUAUUUUAUUAUGUAGAGUGAAUGCUGUCAUCUACUUUUACAGUCCUUAAAUAUAACCUACCUUUUAUUGACUUUUUUCAUCCUCACUAUGCUUUUUGAAAAAUAUAAUGUAUAUUUAUGUAGUCAGUCCAAGCUAACUUUGGAAGCGACAGAGAUUGAACCUACCAUGAUAAACUUGGAAUUCCUAGGGAAAUAUGACGGUAAUAGCGACGUUCCAAGCUUUUCUACUGCAAGGCGGUACCGAGUUAGCUAACCGGACCCUGUGGUUUUGUAGUUUUUUCCCGAAGUCUAAAUACUGUAACGUUACAGAUAUCAUGAGCCAGGUAUCGUUG